AUGGCCGAGCCACCCCAAGACGAUGCGAAGCAGCUUGAGCCAUCGCUACAGCUAUUGCCGAUCCAUAUGAAAGAAGCAGCACUUGAUUCUCCUAGCUGGCGCGCAUUGACCUUGCACUUCUCCGACAACAUCGACGCCGUGGAGCGUUGGCUGGACGGAUAUGUCAAGGCUGCGACCCGCCUAGUGGCCGAGGUGUCCUCCCUCGAGGUCGCCGUCAAUGCCAUGUUGAGCCAGUCUACUCCGCCCAGUCACAUCAGCGAGGCAGUUCUCGACCAUGACUACACCAUGCUGGCCAUGCGUAGGUAUGGCGAAGGCGCCAGAGACUUCUGGCAAUCUACGCUGCGAGGGAUCAAACGCUACGACGCGGUCAUUGUCGACCCUAUCAAGACGUUCCUCAACCACGAAUUACGCACUUUCAAAGACGCCCGUCGUGUUCUCGAGUCCGCCCAGAAGAAUUUCGACGCUGUCGUUACCCGAUUCCUAGCACAGAGUAAGGCCAAGGAGUCGUCUUCCCUUCGCGAAGACGCUUUCCAGCUACAUGAAGCUAGGAAGCUGUACUUGAAGUCCAGCAUGGACUAUUGCGUUCAAGCUCCUCAAUUACGAGCCGCUCUCGAUCGUCUACUGGUCAAGAUAUUCACGGAGCAGUGGAAGGAGAUGCGAGCUUCGCGCGACGCCAGUGCCGCGACUUUUGCGAAAUGUGCUAGCGAGAUGGAGCGAGUAAGAGGAUGGAGUCGAGAAAUGGAGACAUCAGAACGAGCAUUCAAGCGAGAGCUCAUAGCUGCAAGGAGGCAGAUUGAGGAAAACGCCGAACAGAUGUUCAGACCCUCUCGUGAGCUGGAAGAUUACAACACUUCGACGAUCCCAUAUCUUGGGACUGGUGCCUCAUCUGCGGCAGGGCCCGAUGGGGCAUUACGCGAAAGAGCGGAGAAGCAGGGUUGGCUCGCAGUGCGGACUGUGACAGGCAAGCCCGCGAGAACGGUCUGGCCGCGGCGCUGGUAUUUUGUCAAAAAUGGGAUAUUCGGUUGGCUCGUACAAGGAACUAGGUCGGGUGGAGUGGAGGAAAGUGAGAGGACCGGCGUGCUUUUGUGUAGCGUCCGACCUGCCUUUCAAGAGGAGCGCCGCUUCUGCUUGGAGGUGAAAACCAAGGACAACAGUGUCAUUCUUCAGGCCGAGACCCAGCAGGAGCUGUCGCAGUGGAUCAGUGCGUUCGAAGGAGCCAAGCGCAAGGCCCUCGAGGAUCCUGCAAGCACCGAAAUGUCACACGAAGCACUGGGGAUCGAUCCAGCUUUUGCCAUCAGCCACCCAGUCGCCCCUGAGUUUGCUGUGAAAGCUGGGGACGGUCAUAUGACCCAAGGUAGCGAAGAAGGUGGCACAGGGCCGCCAGAUCGUGAAGGGACCGGCCUCUCGAUGCGGGCGAGCUUCGACGUCAGCCAAUCUCGACGUGUGAUGAGCAUAGACAAGGAGAGCGAUGGUCUUCGGGAGGGUACUCGAGAUCAUGCUGCACGGAUCAUUCAGAAACUCGAUCUUCACAAGCGCUCAACUGCAUCGCCGCAAUUGAGCCAAGGACCCGCCUCUGGAGGCAUUGCAUCGCUAAUAUCAGCCAGCCACAAUAUCCUACCGGUCGGUCCAGGAUCACCGCCACCCGCAGGAGCGGUUGAUGGUAAUCGCCGGAAUUUUACCCUUCCCACCGCCAGGAUUCCAUCUGGAUCACUCACCAGCUCCCUCGCGCCCUCGACGUUGGUCAAUCCACCUGCGGCCACGAAUCUCAGCCACACCGCGGUCGUAGUCAGCGGAGAGAGAGACCUUGGGCUUGGGCGAGCUGAUGGCUCUGGAAUGCCGUCUGGAAUCUUGGCCAAUCUGUGGGGCAGUAGCAAUUGGGGAUACAUUAACCGGUUGGGCGAAUUAGCAAAGCCUCGAAGCGAUACCUCUCUUCCCGCAAGCCCGGCACUUCGCAAGAGGACUCCCACCGCAACCCAUCGCAAGACUAUGAGUGUUGGUCCAGAGUUGUCGCCGUCCCGGUCAUCUGCAGAAGACGGUGCAGAUGCAUAUCCCGCUUACUAUCCUUUGCCACUGAAGGCCCAACAUGCUCAGUUCCGCAUGCUGUUUCCGGCGGUGCCAAGAAGCGAAAAGGUCGUGCUCGUAUUCCGUGCAACAUGGAACCCAAACGAACAGCAAGAGUUUCCCGGCCGCGUCUAUGUGACCGAGCGGGAGAUUUACUUCUUCUCCAACCAUCUUGGCUUGGUGUUGAUCACGGGUGUGAGUCUGAACGCCAUCAGCGAGGUGACCGCCGCUCCUGGACGUGACUGCGAUUUCUUGUACCUGCAUCUAAAGGAGAGCAGUCGUCAGGAUGAACUGCGAAGGAUAACGAUAAAAGUGUUCUUGGAGCCACUGAAACUUCUGCAGCGACGUCUCAACCAUCUUGUCCGCAACGCGGCCUCCGAGAGCCCUGAUUCACUUGAGCAUCUCAUCAAAGCGCUGACUGGCCUGGAGGAUGAAGUACUACGACGAAGCUCCGAUGCUGAAAGCUGGGAGGACGUGGCAUACGACACCACCGACGCCCGCUCUGGCGACCCAACCACACCGCAACGUCGCCGGGAGAGGAACAUCAAAGCUAGCUUGCGCAUAGAUGGCAAUCUUUACGGCGAGACCGCCAAGACUGGGAGAGAAGUUCAGCGAUUCAAGCUCCCAGCUCAGCCUGUUCGAUAUGCGCCACAGGGCAUGCAAGCCAACAUUUCGCGGGACUUCAACGUGAGCGCAAAAGCAUUGUUCCACGUCAUGUUUGGCGACAAGAGUGCAGUGUUCCAGCUACUCUACAGCAACAGAUGGGCGACUACCAUCGUGCGAGCUCCUUGGGUCAAGGUAGAUGGCGCGCACUGGAAGAGAACAUUCUCCGAUUCAGUGACUCCCGGGCUCGUCAUUGACACACAGACCAUCGACAUCUUCAAUGAUCAUCUCUGUUACGCGGUGACAAACGAGAAGACUUUGUCGCUGCUGCCCCAUGCAUCUUCGUUCAGACUUGUCACAAAGCUCGUCAUCACCCACACCGCCAAAUCUCGCUGCAAGCUUGCCGUCUUCCAGAGCUUGUUGUGGCAGCAGAAGCCUCCACUUGGCUAUUUCAAACGGCUCAUUGAACGGCAAGCGCUGAACUCACUGGAAGCUGAUGCUCUGGAUCUGACCACAAUCGCGAUGGAUCAAGUGGCAAAACUUGGCAGCCACAGCAAAACCAACAAGGCCGUUGAAAUAUUUGGAGUCAUUGGACAGCAGGCACAGCCACAAGCCGCGCAGAUCGAUAGCAGUCAAGUACCCAGACUGGGCGAUGCGCUUGCUUCAUCUCGAGCAAGACCGGACAAACAACUCGGUCUUCCACGGCUCGUGCUCAAUGAUCUUUUUGCGCAAGGUCUUGGUCUGCUUGGUGUCAUAUUCGACGUCUUCAUCGUCAUCGGGCAAGGCGCCAUCAGCAUUUGCACUGGCCACACCAUGCUAGUCGCAGUGCUUGCAGUGUCCAUAUGCUACAACAGCUGGUACUCGUAUCGCGAUGGCAUGGUAUGGUACCACGACCGCAGCACCUCCAGUUUCAUGCUCCGAAUGGGCGUGUCGCCUGAGCCGCAGAUGAGCAAAGCGGUCUACCUGAGCGAUAUCGAAACCCUAAUUACGCCGGCUGCGGAGAACAGUACCUUCGAUGCCUUCGAGUCGCAUGCUGAUCAAAACAUCAAAACAUGCAGAAGCACAUUCGCCGAGCAGUUGCUUACUUCGCCCUUUACCUCGACCUCAGCGCCAACAUCAGCACGCCUACAGCGAACACGCGACUCAAUCGCUCGUUACCGACACGACCUCUUAGUCGCACUCAGAGUUGUCAACCGCGUCGAAGAGAAUGUUGUCAGUGCCGAGUGGGAGGACUGGGUCCGCACCGAGGCGCGCAAAUGUGCAAAGGUCGAGGCUAUGCUCCGAAAGGGUCACGGUGGAGCGAAGAGCGACGCGGGCGGUGCGGAUCCUGGGCUGACUGCAGACCUUGGUGCAGAAUUUGAGCAAUAUUGCAAGAGUUGCCGGGUCGAACUUCCGCUGGCGGUGUAAGACCUGGAAAGGCCGGUGGCUGUCAUCGAUUGACAGUGAGGGUGGGGUUGACCUGCUACCUCUGUGGACAUACGCAUUUGGCGACGUCGGUUCGCUCGAUCCGACGUCGGCAAGUUCCACCAGGAAACGUGGACAGCGUCACUGUACGACCUGUCAUAUCAAUGACUGUGGAACUCAACACCGACUUGAAACGUGGCGGUCUCUCUGCCUUUGACCCACUGUGCACCUCGCGGUAAACAAGCGGAGAAAAUCUUCACCUCUUUAAACAGAAACGACUCCACAGUUGCGACUAGCGAAUCACGACUGUCGAACAGAACGACAGUUUCGCUUACAUUGCUUCAUAUCUUCUCUG
This is a messenger RNA of Zymoseptoria tritici IPO323, 4423 nucleotides long. RefSeq lists its product as uncharacterized. The record is from RefSeq and is a predicted model, not a curated record. The coding region runs from base 1 to 4071 and encodes 1356 amino acids. Lineage: Eukaryota; Fungi; Ascomycota; Dothideomycetes; Mycosphaerellales; Mycosphaerellaceae. Gene Ontology annotation, cellular component: cytoplasm; plasma membrane; endoplasmic reticulum. The transcript is spliced from 2 exons. Gene Ontology annotation, molecular function: protein binding.